Molecule: messenger RNA, 666 nt
Organism: Trypanosoma rangeli
Lineage: Eukaryota; Euglenozoa; Kinetoplastea; Trypanosomatida; Trypanosomatidae
Product: SNF-7-like protein
Exons: 1
Coding region: 1-666 (221 amino acids)
Biological process (GO): vesicle budding from membrane; late endosome to vacuole transport via multivesicular body sorting pathway
Cellular component (GO): multivesicular body
Source: RefSeq, a predicted model, not a curated record
AUGAAUCGUUUGUUCGGUAAAAAAAAGGGUACCACUAAGCCCACAUUGGAGGACGCCAGCGUUCGUCUUAACACGCGUAAUGAGGUGGUGGACGCUCGGGUGGGAAAAAUCGAUGCCGAACUCAUGAAGCUAAAGGACUGCAUUCUCAAGACACGUGGGGCAACCCAGCAGCGGUACAAGCAGCGUGCCGUGCAGUUGAUGCAGCAGAAGCGCAUGUACCAGGGCCAGCAGGACAUGAUGAUGCAGCAACAGUUUAACAUGGACCAGCUGCAGUUUACGACGGAGGCGAUGAAGGACACAAAGGUGCAGCUGGAUGCGUUGAAGGAUGCAACGAGGAGUCUUAAACGCGAGUUUAGGCGGGUGGAUCUAUCAAAGAUUGAAAACCUGCAAGAUGAGUUACGUGACAUUUACGAGGACACGCAGGAGGUGCAGGAUAUUCUCGGCCGCGCCUAUGAUGUGCCGGAGGACAUUGAUGAGGAAGAGAUGAUGGGGGAGUUGGACGCACUUGCGUUGGACAUGGAGAAAGAAACGGACUCCAGCUACCUUGCCGACGCUCUUGCCAUGCCAGGAGCAAAAUUGCCAGAGCUACCCGGAAAGGAGAAACCGCAGAAGGAGACGGAGGAGAAGGUUGACCCCUAUAGUCUGGAGGCGCAGUUAGGUUUGUAA